AUGAGUGCUAAAUUCACUCAAGGAUUCGAGAACCCUCACGUCUCGUCAUACGAUGGGACUACAGAUUCAGUCGCGCACUUGAAUAAUUUUAACACUAUCAUGCAAGCCAGCAAUGUUACGAAUAAUUUACGGUGUCUUUUAUUCCCUACCUCGCUAGUUGGGGCAGUGAGCAACUAUUUCAACAAAUUUACACAUCAUUCAAUCACCUCUUGGGAACAGUUGUCUAAGGACUUCAAGAAACAGUUCCAGCUCACUACCCUUCAAGUAGGGAUCACGACUGAUCUCUCAACUGUUGGAGGCGAGCUAUGGGAUGACUUACAGGGUCGCCUAGUGAAGAACAUUAGUGAGUUCAAUGAAAGAGCUCAGAUGUUUGUUCAAAAAGAGGAAGCAAGAAAAGAGAUGAAGUUGUUAAAGACUGGCUCGGGAACUAAACCUAGCACUAUCUCGACAAGUACUAUCUCAACGAAGGCUAAUAAUCCAAGAGGCUCUAAAAGGAAAGAUGACUCCAAGGAAUCGGCCAAGCACAAGAAGAAACAGAAGAAGCAUGCCAAGGUCGCUUUCCGUAAACCUGAGCCCAUGAGGCAUGCGAGACAUAAGAGAGAUGCAACCAAGUUUUGUAAGUAUCACAAGGACAUUGGGCAUACGACAGAGGAAUGUCAUCAACUGAAAGACGAGAUAGAAAGUCUUAUCGUGCGGGGUCACUUCAGGCAAUAUGUGAAGCGACCAGGCGAUGGACAAAACCAGCCUAAUCCGCCUAAUAACCUACGCAACCAAAGAUUACAACCUUCUCCUCUCAAAGAAGAGGAUAUUCUGGUUAUCACAAGAGGACCACAUAUUACUGUGGAAAGUAACAAUGCCCAAAAGAGAUAUGAAAAAGAAGUUAAGAACGAGCAGUCUACUUUUGCUCGAAAACCUUCUAAAAGAGCUAAGAUUGAAGAACCUCCAAUUGUGUUCUCGGAGGAAGAUGCAAAACACCUGAGGUAUCCUCACGUCGACCCACUGGGAUACACUGAAGAAAAUGGGGCUAGAAAAAGCAAAUUAAAACCUUGCAUGGUAAAUCUAUGUGGAUUUACAGGUAACAGUGUCACCAGUCAUGGAAUAAUUGAGCUCCCAUUAACCGUGGGCGAAGAACCUUUAUCCACCAAUAUUAUGCAAGACUUUCUUAUUGUCGACCUGCUAUCAGCCUACAACAUACUAUUGGGUCGACCAGCGUUAAUUGGACUAGGGGCAAUCAAUUCAAUUAAGCACUUAUCCUUGAAGUUUCAGACACCGACAAAUGUGGGAGUAGUGUGA
Cannabis sativa is the source of this 1293-nucleotide messenger RNA. RefSeq lists its product as uncharacterized. The record is from RefSeq and is a predicted model, not a curated record. Lineage: Eukaryota; Viridiplantae; Streptophyta; Magnoliopsida; Rosales; Cannabaceae. Bases 1 to 1293 code for a protein of 430 amino acids. The transcript is spliced from 4 exons.